This is a messenger RNA of Solea senegalensis (Senegalese sole), 938 nucleotides long. RefSeq names its product nuclear factor 1-like. The transcript has 3 exons. Gene Ontology annotation, cellular component: nucleus. Lineage: Eukaryota; Metazoa; Chordata; Actinopteri; Pleuronectiformes; Soleidae. The coding region runs from base 3 to 938 and encodes 311 amino acids. Gene Ontology annotation, molecular function: RNA polymerase II cis-regulatory region sequence-specific DNA binding; DNA-binding transcription factor activity, RNA polymerase II-specific. Gene Ontology annotation, biological process: regulation of transcription by RNA polymerase II. The record is from RefSeq and is a predicted model, not a curated record.
AUAUGGUAUGGAGCGGGCUACAUGUUGCCCAACAUGCCAGUGCGAGUGUUUUCUCAAUUAGGCGUCUUAUCUCCGCUGAGCGCUUGCUCCUGCAUCAGAUGAAGCUUGCUGACAGCGUAAUGGCAGGGAAAACCUCGGAAGGCUCCAUCAAAUGGCAGCUCUGCUACGACAUCUCAGCCAGGACCUGGUGGAUGGAUGAGUUCCAUCCUUUCAUCGAAGCGCUGCUGCCUCACGUCCGGGCCUUCGCCUACACAUGGUUCAACCUGCAGGCUCGCAAGAGGAAGUACUUCAAGAAGCACGAGAAGCGCAUGUCCAAGGAGGAGGAGCGCGCCGUGAAGGACGAGCUGCUGAGCGAGAAGCCCGAGGUCAAGCAGAAGUGGGCGUCGCGCCUGCUGGCCAAGCUGCGCAAGGACAUCCGGCCCGAGUUCAGGGAGGACUUUGUGCUGACGGUGACGGGGAAGAAGCCGCCGUGCUGCGUGCUCUCCAACCCCGACCAGAAGGGCAAGAUGAGGCGGAUCGACUGUCUGCGGCAGGCGGACAAAGUGUGGAGGCUGGACCUGGUCAUGGUGAUUUUAUUCAAAGGGAUUCCUCUCGAAAGUACUGACGGCGAGAGGCUGGUGAAGUCUCCUCAGUGCUCCAACCCCAGCCUGUGUGUGCAGCCACAUCACAUUGGAGUUUCUGUCAAGGAGCUGGAUCUUUACCUGGCCUACUUUGUCCACGCAGGUCAGUCCCCGCCCACUUUUUUACUCUGUGUGUGUGUGUUGUCCUGCAGGAAUGCAGCCGCGCUGCUGCUGCUACUUGUGUUGUGCCAGCUGCUGAGAAUAACUGUCUCUGUUGCUAAGGACCGGCGCGUCGUCCUUAGCAACAGGAACCCUCUCACCCGAGACCCCACCAGGGUCCAGACUCUGUCGUCUCUGUGCCAACAGAACAGAGUCUGA